ACAGAAGAAACUUCAAGCAGACGACACAUAUAAAAGAAAUAUUCUGAGAAGACUAGAAUAUUAUUGAUAGCAUCAACAAAUACUUCAUUCACAAUACUUCAGGUAAUUGAUCUGCUAAAAAGAGAAAGAAUAAAUGUAUUAAACAUUGAUUAGAAAGUCUUUUUAGCAUUGUUAUUUCUGAGAGAAAUGAUCAUGACUUGUAUCUAUUAGUAUUUUUAAAUAAUUGCAAAUUCAUAGUUUCUUUAAAGAAAUUGUAAAAUUAAGAUAAUUUCUGCUGUCAUGUAAUCUGUGUUCGCUAAAGGAACAUUUUCAAGAAAAACCAAGAAUGAAAGAGAGAGAGAGAGAGAGCUCUCUUACUUUUGUUUAAAAGUCACUUCUUAACAAGAUGACUUGCUUUUCUGAAUUGACCUUUGUUCCUACAGCAUAAAUGGCAACAAAAAAAAGGGUCGCAAUCGUAACUGGAGGAAACAAAGGUAUCGGGCUUGCUAUCGUUCGGGGACUUUGCAAGCAAUUCGAUGGAGAUGUAUAUUUGACAGCUCGAAAUGAAGAGUUGGGCAAGGGUGCCGUAGAACAAAUGAAGCAGGAAGGUUUAACAGCAAAUUUUUUUCGUUUGGAUAUUCGCAAUGAGGGUCACAUUGAGGAUCUCAAGGCACAUUUGAUGGAUAAAUACGGUGGUUUGGAUGUAUUGAUAAAUAAUGCUGCUAUAGCCUAUAAGAGAGCUUCUACUGUACCUUUUCCUACGCAAGCUAAAGAUACUAUUGAAACAAAUUUUACCGCAACGUUACGUAUUUGUGAAAUUCUUUUUCCCAUUUUGAGACCAAAUGCACGGGUAGUUCAUAUAUCCAGUAGGGUAGGAGUGAUGGCGUUUAACAAAACAUCCGAUAAGAUAAAAAAUUGUUUUAAAAAUGUUGCAACAACUGAUGACCUAAAAACUUUGAUAAAUGAUUUUUUGAAAUCAGCAGAAGAGGGAACUCAUACUGAGAAGGGAUGGCCAGCUAUGGCCUAUGGAGUUUCGAAAUUAGGAGUUUGUUGUUUAACUGGUAUUCAACAGAGAGAAAUGGAUAAUGAUGACAGACAAGGAAUAUUAAUAAACUCGAUGUGUCCUGGUUUUGUGAACACGGACAUGUCCAGUCAUAAAGGUUUCCUUACACCAGAUGAAGGAGCCGAUACAGCUUUAUACUGUGCGCUUCUUCCAGAGAAAACUGAAGUACCGAAGGGUAACUUUGUAGUGGCUAGAGAAGUCAAUCCUGACGUCCUCACAAUAAAGCAUGCCCUGGAAGAUUACAAGGAGCUAUUGUUACCCCUUAGUAGGGUUCUUGAGUGGGAAAAGCCUUAUCAUUCUCUUUCCCUAGUAUCAAGCAUCACUUUUGUGUUUGCUCUCAUAUGGUAUGCUCAACCAUCUUUCCUUACAACGAUUGCUCUCUUGGGAAUACUGUUUACAUGCAUUGAUUUCAUGGGGCCUAUAGUUCUUUCUUUUUUUUUCAAAAAUGAAAGAUGGUCCUCAGAAAAAGAUGAAUCAUACGAACAGAUUUGCCAGCGGAUUGCAAAUGCAAAACGGCAUUUGCAAAUCUUCUUCACAUGCAUACAACAGAUGAAAAAGAAAAACCCUACAGUGUAUUUAUGUGUUACAUUGGUGAUUUGCUGUGUCGUUGCUUGGAUUGGAAAUCUUAUUGACAACUUAUUUCUCACUUAUCUGAUUGUUCUUAUUGGAGCUUUGGUACCAGGAUUGAGAAAGCAUGGAAUGCUUCAAAAGUUUACAGGAUUUUGUGCUAGUCAAGUGGCUUCAAUCUUGGAAAAAGCUCGAAACAGAAAGAAAAAACAAUAG
Messenger RNA from Dimorphilus gyrociliatus, 1825 nucleotides. Lineage: Eukaryota; Metazoa; Annelida; Polychaeta; Dinophilidae. The record is from the annotation of a GenBank genome assembly.